AUGGGACAAAUUCUAUCUAAUCCAGUCAUUGACAAAGAACACCAUUCUGGGACAGAUCUUUUGACCGCCUUCGGGUUAUGUGCCAUGCAAGGGUGGCGUAUGUCCAUGGAAGAUUCUCAUAUUGUAGAACCAAAUGUUCUUCAAGAAGGUGAUAAAGACCACAUUGCCUUCUAUAGUGUCUUUGAUGGUCAUGGUGGUUCAGGAGUUGCUGAAUAUUGUGGAGAAAAAGUGACCUCCAUCUUACAACAACAACAAUCUUUCAAAGAUCGGGAUUUGACUCGAGCAUUGAUAGAUACUUAUUUGAAGACUGAUGAAGCCCUACUAAAUGAUCCUAUUUUGAAAAAUGAUCAUAGUGGGUGUACUGCUACUUCUAUACUUAUUUCCAAGUUACAAAAUGUAUUGAUUUGUGGUAAUUCUGGUGAUAGUAGAACAGUAUUAUCCACUAAUGGUGUUGCAAAGACUUUAUCAUAUGAUCAUAAACCGACUUUAACUAGUGAGAAAUCUCGUAUUACUGCUGCCGAUGGGUUUGUAGAAAUGGAUCGUGUGAAUGGUAAUUUAGCAUUGUCAAGAGCCAUCGGUGAUUUUGAAUUUAAAAAUAAUAAACAAUUGGGACCACAUGAACAAAUUGUAACAUGUGUACCAGAUAUAAUUAAACAUAAUCUAAACUAUGAAAAGGAUGAAUUUGUCAUUUUAGCUUGUGAUGGUAUUUGGGAUUGUUUAACUUCACAAGAAUGUGUGGAUUUGAUUCAUUAUGGUAUCAACAAGGGUGAUAUGAGUUUAAAUGAUAUAUCUUCUCGUUUAAUUGACGUUUGUUGUUCACCUACUACGGAGGGUACUGGAAUUGGUUGUGAUAAUAUGAGUAUUGUAAUUGUGGCAUUAUUGAAUGAUGGUGAAAGUGUUAAUGAUUGGUUCGAACGUGUGAGGGCUAAGAAACAUAAUACUCCAAUUUCAUUUGAACUGAAAAGGAAAGUCAUUUACAAUUAUUAUGAAUUCCCAACGGAUGAAUCUGCCAUUUUUGAUAUAACGACUAAGAAACCACAAGAACGUUUCACUCAAGAUAGCAAUAACAAUGCGCACCGUCAUAACUAUCAUGAUGAAGAUGAUAUGGAAAUCGAUGAGACUGAUGCAGAUGCAGAUGGCGAUAAUGAAGGAAGCAAUGAUAAACCUAAACGUGCCACUGAUCGUAAUGGUCCGAUAGAUCUUUUAUCACUAGAAGCAUUACUAGGUGCAGGAAUACAGGUACAAUCUGGUCCUGAUAAUAUUUCAUAUAUUGCAGGAAAUGCAUUAUCUGAAGUUCUAAAUUCUCUAAGUAAAGCUCAUAAGGAGACGGAAUCAUCAACUAAUGAAAGUAGUCAUGAAGUUACUGAAAAGGAAGAUGAUAGUGAAGGUGAAAAAAUUACUGAACUUGAAGAUUCUAGUUAG
Molecule: messenger RNA, 1422 nt
Organism: Naumovozyma dairenensis CBS 421
Lineage: Eukaryota; Fungi; Ascomycota; Saccharomycetes; Saccharomycetales; Saccharomycetaceae
Gene: PTC2
Product: type 2C protein phosphatase PTC2
Exons: 1
Coding region: 1-1422 (473 amino acids)
Biological process (GO): protein dephosphorylation
Molecular function (GO): protein serine/threonine phosphatase activity; cation binding
Source: RefSeq, a predicted model, not a curated record